AUGCCCAACAUCUCCAAUGAUCCUCGCCUCGAUAUCUCUGGUAGCCCUGCUGCUGAUCCGGCCCUGCUCACCGAGAACCGUAUUUGCCCCGGAUGUAAGAAGUCUGUCGUGGAUGAGAAUGGAGGAGUGGUAGUGGCAUUCGGCCAAUCUUUCUUUCACGUCGAUUGCUUCAAAUGCGCCAAGUGUGGGAACCAGGUCUCUGCAGAUACCAACCUCCUGCUGUUGUCAGACGGUUCUCCUAUUUGCGCAAAUUGCUCAUACAGCUGCAAUAUUUGCAAACAGCCCAUUCUAGACGAGGCAAUCAUGACAGGCGACGACUCUUAUCACGCGCAUUGUUUCAAAUGCAAAGUAUGCAAGAAUCGAAUCGACGAGCUGGUUUUCGCCAAGACGAGCCAGGGGAUAUACUGCAUGAAUUGUCACAACGAGCGUGUCGCGCGAAGUCGACGUCAUGCGCAACGACAGCGAGAAAGGGAGAAGGAAAGGGAACGGGAGAGAGAGAGAGCCGCUGCCGCUUUACCUGUUCUGGCUGAUAUACAUAAAUUGCGAGAGGAUGGGGUACUUCCGCAGCAAUCGCCCAGAUCGAGAAACUCUCAGUCGCCAGCGCCAAAGAGAUUACCGUCUGAAGGUCAGUCACUCUCGGAGCGUUCAGCUACAGGGCCAGUUAGUGCUUCCUCUACCAAUGGCAUGCCACCAACGUCCAAUGCUUCCCAGAAGGGAGCUGCGUCCAUCGUCGCGGACAGGCCAGGCCAUGCACAGAUGCCAUCUAUCACUACGACUCGAGACUCGUCAAUUGCGCCGCUGUCGAUUUCCAAGAAAUCUGUGAUGAUCCCAACUACGGACCUCCCUCCGCCCUCCCCACGUGCCGCUUCCAUAGACUCGUCUUCGCUGGCUGUAGACCAGGCCCAUGGGGUGCAGCAUCCGACUACGCGCAUGGAUUCUUUGAACGUGCCAAACAUGUCCAACGGUUCGGAGAGGCCCUUGCAAACGAGGAAGAGCUUUGAUGGUGGAGCUCGCCCAUCAAACUUUCAACUACGACCUAGUCCCAGCAUAUAUUCCUUGAAUGUUGCUGGCGGCGGGAGCAGCACCAGCACUCUUGGCACUGGAGGCCUCACUGUACCCAGCGGGGAGACAUCCCGUAAGGACAAGCGGCGCUCAAUAAAUCCUGUCACGGCCCAUGCUUUCAGCAGUACCUUGACAUCACCUAUUCCAGAUUCCGUCUCUCCUGCCUCAGUACCAGCGGAAGCGCGUGAAUCGCCUCACCCGUCCUCUCCUCGGCGAGAUUAUUUCUCCAAUGGACUGACAAUCUCACCACCUGCUAUGGCUGAUAACACAGAGAUCCCUAAUCUCUCUCGUUUCUCUUCGUCAUCCAGUCCCUCAACGCCAUCCUCCCUACGCGGCCCAACGCCUUUCGACAGUCAACAGGUCGAACGUUCCAGGUCAGGAUCAUCCACCGCCCAUCUUCCCUUACAUGUUCAAGAGUUGGAACAAACACCCACUCGACCUCAUUCUGCUCAAGAUCGACUCUCCUCGCGUCCUGUCAGUCGUGCAGAAAGGUCCAAUCAACCCUCUUCGCAGAGUCCGUCUCCUGGCUACAGCCAUGAAUCAGCUCGGAAAGACCAUCGACGGCUUGGAGCGGAUGGCCAUCGUCCGCCAAGUCUCAAUCUGCCUUUCGGCAACAAAGUUCUAGCGCAGAAGUCAUUUGACAACAGGGUCCAUUCAACAACGCACUCGGUGCGUCCACUCCGGAACAGCAAAUCGUCAAGUACAUCGGGCCCCGAACUAGAACUGCCAACUCGCGCAUCGAAUGCCAAUACACCAACUUCGCCUUCUCAUCGGGUCGAUGUUCCACACGGAAUUGAAAGUGAGACGGAUACCGAAGCUGAAUCAGAGAAUGAUGCAAUGGCCGAAGUGCUUGAGCAUUAUCAUGACCCGCCCCCUGCCUUACCGCCCAAAGAUCCUGGAACCGCCAAGUCUAGUGCCCGUCCUCCAAUUCUACGACUGGACACAGCGGAUGUCAGCCGAGAUUCCUCUGAAAUGAGCCAUAUAGAUAGUGAAGAUGGUCAUUCUUAUUCACCAGAGUCCUCGCCGGUGGAACGGACAUCUCACGCGACUUUUAUUGCUCCUGCUCUCCCGCCUAUACGGAUCUCAAUGGGUGGCACGGAUUUCUCGGAGCUUCUGAAGUCAGUAGGUGGCAAUGUUUUGAAGUUAGAGCAACUUGCAGAGGCUACAGAGGAUGGUGGGCGGAAGCUGGACUUUAGUGUCAUCUCUCCUGCUUCUUUUGCUGUGUCAGAAACGGAUUCUAUGCAGCCUAUGACACCAAGGAGCGCCAUUACCAUCACAGAUACAUCUGAUACUCACGUCGACGAGACUCCUGUCAAGGGAUCGGAUGACAUUCGUUCACGUAGAAUGUCCGCGAACAUUAAUGACUCUUUGACGACGCUAGAUUCCGUCUCGUCAACGCUCAACGAAGACAUCUUUGCGAAAUUCCCCGCCGUGCCUACAACCAGAGCCAGUUGGGAUAGUAACAAGGAAGGGUCGAGGAGGGUAUCGAAUGACGUAUCUUCCAAUCCUUCCGUUAUUCAAUCUCCCAUUUCUCCCCAGUCUUCCGUUGCGCACCAGGGGCUUUCUUCGGACACUGCGUCUGAACGCCGAGAUUCCCUUGGUUCACUUGUGCAAAGUAGGGCGCGCAUCACCGUAACCUCAGCCGAUAACAAUAGUCCAGAAACCGCUCGCAUUGAUCUACCAGAGUCCAGGCGACAGCUGGAAAACCAAGUUUUUUUCGCAGCGGAACAUCAAUCUACGCAUGUUACCCUUGAAAUGGAUCUUGCGCAAACCUUGUUGAGAUUACUCGACCAACAUCAGGACGAAAGCAGUACACUGCGGUACAGGCUUGAUGGAAUGAAGAGAACAAGUCAGCAGUACAUGGACGGACUUACGGUCGCGCAGGUAGAGUACGACCGAGAACUGAAAGCCCGGCGGGAUGCUGAGGCGGAAGUCACUCGUUUGCGAGUAUUGUUGUCAGGUCAAGCGGUCAGGCUUUCGGCCAUCUCUGCCGAUACUAAGCGUCAAGAAGCCCAAAAACAGCUGUCGCAAGAGUUGAGCAACAAUCUUUCGAGCUUAGGAGAAUCGCUUUCUAAACUCAAGGUAGAACGGGACUUGGCUUUCGCAGAGGUAGAGCAGCUAUCAGCAUCCAAAAGUUCAAGCACUGCUGUGAAUAGUGAAGACGGUGCCGUCGCCGUUACUCGAGCCCUGUCUAUGCGGUUUGACAACAUCAAAAGCCAAUAUCAGCAUGAGCUUCUACCCCUUACAGAACAGCGUGAGGCAUUACUGCGAGAGAUUACAGAGCUGAAGGCGUCUCGGGAUGCUUUCUUAGAGGAAACGACGGUUCUGAACGCACGUAACGAGGAACUCGCUCAGUUGAACGCUCAGUAUGUGCGUCGAUUGGAGGCUGCUGGCCUGGAUGCCUCCAAACACGAGAAUGGCUCCCAAGAGGAAUCUGAUACUACCUACGACAAGUCUAGGCAUAUACAGAACUUCUCGUCCUCUGUGACGUCGUCGACAAUUGCAUUGACCGAAGAGUCAGGAGAGUCGAAGUUCGUUAAAGUAUCCAAAACGGAGCAUAUAGACGCUCCAGGACCCCAAUUCAAGCCGGGGAAGUUCAUGAAGUGGGCCGGACAUCGAACACCGAAAGAAAAUGUCCAUGCGCUUUGGUCUGAUAAUUCCAAACCUAAAGCGACAAGAUGUGGGGGUCUCAGCUGCGGUGUACAAAUUGUAGCAUCGCCGUACACACACGAUCAUGGCCGCGAAGAUUCAUUGCCUGCACCACCUCUACCCCCCUCCAUGUUCGGACGCGAUCUGAUCGAGCAAGUCCGGGCUGAGUCGAAAGAUGGCCCACGUCUUAUCCCCAUCAUCGUUGAAAAAUGCAUUGAGGCUGUUGAUGCCCUUGCACUGGAUUUGGAAGGUGUAUAUCGGAAGACUGGAGGCUCGGGCCAAUCCAAGUUGAUUACGCAACUUUUUGAACGCGGAGAUUAUCACUCGUUUGAUCUGUUGGAUACCGAGCGGUUCAACGACAUCUCCAGUGUGACCUCUGUCCUCAAGUCUUACUUCAGGUCCCUUCCGAACCCGCUGCUCACAUACACACUUCACUCUAAGUUCACUGCCGCGGUGGGCAUUCGGGACCCUGCGGCGAGGCACGAAGCGCUCAUCUCGGUCGUAAACGAGCUGCCAAAAGAGCAUUAUUUCACAGCUCGUGCAUUGAUGCUGCACCUGAGCAGAGUGAGUCAACACAGCGACGAAAAUCUCAUGCAUGCCCGAAACUUAGGCGUUGUCUUUGGACCCACUCUGAUGAGAUCAGGGGACUCCGUCACCGAGUUCGGAGACAUGGGAGAUACCACCAUCUGCGUAGAAUGGCUCAUCGAGAACGCGCUGACCGUGUUCGAGCAUCCUCCUUCGAUCGAUUCAUAA
Fibroporia radiculosa is the source of this 4464-nucleotide messenger RNA. RefSeq lists its product as uncharacterized. Gene Ontology annotation, cellular component: cytoplasm. Bases 1 to 4464 code for a protein of 1487 amino acids. The transcript has 12 exons. The record is from RefSeq and is a predicted model, not a curated record. Lineage: Eukaryota; Fungi; Basidiomycota; Agaricomycetes; Polyporales; Fibroporiaceae. Gene Ontology annotation, biological process: signal transduction; regulation of GTPase activity.